CUCUUGCUCUCUGAGACCCAGGAAGAGGCAGAGACAUCCAGGUCAGGACCAUUAUGCACAGGACUGUGGUGCUCUUGCUCUGUGUAUGUGUUGCAUCCACAGAUGGAUACGAGAGCACAGAGCAGCUGGAGAAGAAAUCCAAUUUCCCACCAGCGGUUUCCUUGGAUUCACCUGCCCAUGCAGGGAGCAGCCAGUGUCAAGUAAAUGGAGUUGCUUUGAAUGACAGGGCCACGUGGAUGGCCCAACCCUGCUCUGAGUGCAAGUGUCACCUUGGAGUUAUCGUCUGCCAACCCAUCCCCUGUACUAACACUGUCCACAGAAUAAAGAAGGUGAUCCACAAAACAGAGAAGAAAAAAGAGAAGCGAGACAUAAAGAAUGCCAACAAGAACAACAGGAGGGCACUGGAAGUUAAGUACAAGACAAUGGGGACUGCACCAAAUUCAGGCAAAGAAGUGAUGCUCAAGUCUGUUGUGAAGCAAAAGACAGUUGGAGGUGGACAACCUGCAGCUAGGAGAAUGCUAAAUGUGAGGGGUGCGAAACCCCAUGAGAUGAUGAAAGCACCUGAAACUCUGGGUAAAUUAAGGGACAUGAUAACAAAAAUGAAGAAACUCAAAAUUGCAAAGAAACAUCUGAUGAAUGAGGACGAUGAUGACAAUGAAGAAGAUGAUGAUGAAGACAUGGAUUCUCUCCCUGCCUUUCGUGGCCCCUUCUACCACACCUCCCACUACACCAGGAAGAAUGGAUUCAUGAAGUUCUUUCCUGCUGGGUGCCUACUGUCCGAGUCUGUAAUUGCAUGUGGGAAUGCUGGUAUGACGGAAUUACCUGUCAUUACCGAUCGCCGCAUCAGAACCCUGUACCUCCCAGAGAACAAAAUCAGAAAGAUUCCCCCCCAAGGCCUUGCCGGGCUGACCAACCUUGAGUGGCUGGACCUCAGCAAGAACAAACUUGUUGACUCCUCCCUGAGCUCAAACUUGUUCCGGAGUCUGAAAAAACUAAAAAGGCUAAAUUUGGAUGGGAACAGCCUCACCAAAAUCCCACUUCUACCACCAUCUCUGGAAGAACUCAAGAUAAAUGACAACAAGAUCAGCAUCCUUACACCCUACAGUUUUCAAGGUCUUUUCAACCUGCUAACACUGGAACUGGAGGAUAACAGGCUCCAUAAUGGGAAUGUGUCCCCGCUCACCUUCAGACCGCUCCGGAAGCUCACCUAUUUACGGCUUGAGGAAAACAAGUUCUGUGCAAUUCCCUCAGGCCUACCCUCUUCCCUACAGGUGCUGCAGCUCUCUGAAAACCGAAUUGAUGGAGUCCAAGAGGGGAUUCUGAAUAAAACGGUCCACUUGAAGGCUCUGGACCUCAGCCAAAAUCAGAUUUCGGUAGCCCGCAUUGCCCCGAGGGCAUGGACAUACCUACUUGAACUUGAGACCCUGGACCUGUCACACAACAAACUGGUUCACGUACCCUCCUACCUGCCAAAAACCCUGCGCCACCUUUCACUGCACCACAAUCAGAUUGAGCGCAUUCCCAGCUAUGUGUUCAGCCACAUGAAGCCUGGCCUGGAGUUCUUACGCUUGUCCUACAAUCGGCUUCAUGAAGAUAGGAUUCACGCUGCGUCUUUCCUGGGGUUGCAGCGUUCGCUCACGGAAUUGCUCCUGGACCACAACCUGUUGCAGUCUGUGCCAAGAGGCCUGCUGCAGCUCAAAGCCCUGGAGGUGCUGAAACUUAACCACAACCUCAUCAGGAAGGUCCCCUUGAACUCCGUCUGUGACACUCACAUCAGUGAAGACUCAACCCUUCUCUCUGUGCACCUGGAGAACAACUUUAUUGAUCGACGCCAGAUCCCACCAGCAGCUUUCUCCUGCAUCAAGAACUACCAAAGCGUGAAGCUGUGGCCUCAGAAGCAUGAAGAACUGGAAUAGACUCCACAGAUAUUAUUCCAAAUCCUUGGAAUUGGGUUUUCUGUUUUCCUGAGCACAGCAUGUGUCGUGUGUUUUUAUUCAGGAAGUGUAUGUGAUUUGGUAGGGAAGAGGUUGUAAGUAAAGGGUGCAUUCAAUGUUUGGUAUACUCAGUAUUACCUCAUAAUUAAAAAGCAAUAUGACCUACACAAGGGACUUUUGUAUUGGGGUCUUUGAAUUUUUGAAUUAGAAGUAGGCUUGGAAGUGUGCUUAUGAUAUGCAACGUGUCCAUAGCACACAUUAAAGAAAUGCAGCAACAUUUCGCUUAAAUACAUUUGCCUUCAGACA
This is a messenger RNA of Scleropages formosus (Asian bonytongue), 2240 nucleotides long. RefSeq names its product extracellular matrix protein 2-like. Lineage: Eukaryota; Metazoa; Chordata; Actinopteri; Osteoglossiformes; Osteoglossidae. Gene Ontology annotation, molecular function: protein binding; collagen V binding; heparin binding. Bases 54 to 1916 code for a protein of 620 amino acids. The record is from RefSeq and is a predicted model, not a curated record. Gene Ontology annotation, cellular component: extracellular matrix. Gene Ontology annotation, biological process: extracellular matrix organization; positive regulation of cell-substrate adhesion. The transcript is spliced from 10 exons.